Messenger RNA from Pseudoliparis swirei, 1498 nucleotides. It is a transcript of the gene ntd5, whose product is annotated as ntl-dependent gene 5. The coding region runs from base 38 to 1099 and encodes 353 amino acids. The transcript has 8 exons. The record is from RefSeq and is a predicted model, not a curated record. Gene Ontology annotation, molecular function: peptidase inhibitor activity. NCBI's taxonomy places the organism in Eukaryota, Metazoa, Chordata, Actinopteri, Perciformes, Liparidae. Gene Ontology annotation, cellular component: extracellular region.
CGUCUCUCCCUCAUAUCGUCUGAGGUCUGACUGAAGGAUGGACUGUGCCCUGCUGCUGCUGUCCCUCUGGGCUCUGACGGGAGCAGUGUCCCCACAGGAACCAGGGUUGUGUCCGGAUAGACUGCUGGGAGAGGAGCGCAGGAGGACGUGUCCCCGGCCCUGCAAAGCUGACCGAGACUGUGGCAACAAGCGCCAGUGCCUGUGUGACGGCCAGUGUGGUCUCAGCUGUGUGGCUCCAGGUCGGACUUGUCCCUGGCCUCUGCCCCCCAGUGAAAGCUCAGAGGCUCGCCUCCUCUCUCCCACUCACUCCUUUUCCGCCCUGCUUGAAGUGCGCUGCAAGCCAGGCUUCGCGUUGCCCAAUGGCUUAGAUGCCAGUAUUCGCCGUUGUCAAGGUGACCGACAAUGGAGUGGGGAUGAGCCCAUCUGCACAGAGACUCUGAAGACUGAAGAACCUGCUGCUGACCAAACCUGCCCUCUGCCUGAGGAGAUCGUCAACACCUUCAACAUCCGGGGCGAUGCUACAGCGGGAACUUCUAUCCGCUACACCUGCCGGUCUGGGGCCGAUAUAGUGGGGAGCAGCGAAAACUUCUGUCAGGAUAAUCAGACCUGGCAGUAUCCUCACCCCAUCUGUAAAAAAGUGUACUGCCAGCCUCCCAGAGAGGUGGAGCAGGGCUACGUGGUGGCUGUCCAGAAGACUGAAUAUGAAGUGGGCUUUGACAUCCACUACCUCUGUAAAAAGAGCUUCCUGCUGGAUGGACCCCAGAACGUCACCUGCCUGUCGAAUGGGAGCUGGAGUGCAUCACCGCCAUGCUGCAGAGCUCGCUGUCUCAUCCCUGCCGAGCGAAGCCGCGUGGUGGUUGGCGGAGUGAAGCGCUGGCCCUUUGACGUGACAGAUGCCGUGGUUCCUCACGGGGAACAUGUGACGUUCUACUGCAGACACCCUAGUAAGCAGUGCAGCUUCACUGCAACCCAGGCCUGCGUUGAUGGAAAGCUGCAGCCACCGGCCUGCUACCUUGAGCCCACGUGGUUGCAGUUCAAACUCUUCCCUCACCGGCUGGUCUCAGAGAUUGAAGCGUGCAAGCCGAAUGAAGUGGAGUGAAGACUUUGACCCAUCCAACACUCAUGACACCGUGUCACAAUGUGAACGCCUUCUGACACUCAGCAUCCGCCUCAAACUAUCUGUGUUAGACGCCGACAUAUGUGUGGCUCCAUGUGCUUGUGGCCUUUGUCCCUCUCUCAUCCUAUCAAACUAAUUAUAAUCUGCCGACCCUUCAAGUAUUCCCGUGAUCCCCCUCCAGCUUGAGCCAAUGCAUCCAUGUGUAUAUAUAAAGCAUGAAAACAUGCUCUAGCACGUAUGCUUGCUCACUGUAGCUUAAUAACUCAUAACCGCUCGACUCUGUGACAUCUCACUGUGUGCUCUUUCUUUUCCUCUGUUGACGCAUCAAGUCUUGAGGCUUGUAAGUUUUUAUCGAUGUGAAAUAAAGUGAUGUCAAAUCAA